AUGGCUCAGGCUGUAGAAGAAUGGUACAAGCAGAUGCCGAUAAUCACUCGUUCGUAUCUCACGGCGGCUGUUGUCACCACCGUUGGAUGCUCACUCGAUAUUAUAUCUCCAUAUAACCUCUACUUGAAUCCCACCCUUGUGGUGAAGCAAUACCAAUAUUGGCGUCUCGUUACAAAUUUCUUGUAUUUCCGGAAGAUGGAUUUGGACUUCAUGUUCCAUAUGUUCUUUCUCGCAAGAUACUGCAAACUCCUAGAAGAAAACUCAUUCAGGGGAAAAACUGCUGAUUUCCUAUACAUGCUUCUCUUUGGAGCAACGGUUCUCACUGGUAUUGUCCUCAUAGGCGGAAUGAUACCGUACUUGUCCGCAUCGUUUGCUAAAAUCAUCUUCCUCAGCAACUCGCUGACUUUCAUGAUGGUCUAUGUAUGGAGCAAACAAAACCCUUACAUUCACAUGAGUUUCCUUGGUCUCUUCACCUUCACAGCAGCUUACCUACCAUGGGUGCUUCUUGGGUUCUCUAUCCUUGUUGGUGCCAGUGCUUGGGUGGAUCUUCUGGGUAUGAUAGCAGGACACGCUUACUACUUUCUGGCUGAGGUUUAUCCAAGAAUGACUAAUCGUCGUCCUCUAAAGACUCCAUCAUUCCUAAAAGCCUUGUUUGCAGAUGAACCAGUUGUUGUAGCACGGCCAGAGAACGUGAGGUUUGCUGCUGCACCGUUCGAUGAAAUCCACCAAGACUGA
Molecule: messenger RNA, 735 nt
Organism: Microthlaspi erraticum
Lineage: Eukaryota; Viridiplantae; Streptophyta; Magnoliopsida; Brassicales; Brassicaceae
Source: the annotation of a GenBank genome assembly